GUAAGAUAUGAAUCACGCAACACGAGAUGCUCGUCUAGGAGCCGGGUGGCUUCCUCACCUUUUGAUUUUGAAGGAGUAGAGGGAUAUUUUGCUCGCUGCGGUCUUGCUAACGCAUUUUCGUAGCUUCAUGUUUCGUCAAAGCGCCAUCGUCGCCAAGUUGCGUGCCCUAGUGGACGAUAUGACCAGCAGCCCCUCCAUGCCGCCAUCUUCCGACCCCAAAGAAGAUGACGACAAGGUCAUAGAGUCGCCUGCAUCCACUCCACCAACAACGCAGCAGCCCAAGUUCGAUUCAUCACCUCCACCGCGGCGAACUCUUCCAUCGCGACGUGCAGCUCGAAGGCGCCGCCCGCAAAAGGGCUCCCUUCGCGACAUCCUCCGCGAGAACUCCGGGACUUCGCUCUUUGUACGCCCCAUCGGUUGGACAGAUCUCCAUGCCAGCCUGCUAGGUGUGCGCUUCUGUGAACUGCCGGCUUGCGACACUCCACGGCCAUGCAACCUGCCAGGCUCUCCGCCGACGCAGGGCCAUAUGCGCCCAUCGCCCACCAUUACCAAGCUGAGUGACGCGCUGACAGAGGUCUUGUUGCUCUCUUCGGGGCUUCCAAAACCGACUUCUACUGCCGUCAAGACUGUGCUGAUGACGCUGUGGCCUACUGCGUUUGCAAAGUGGCAGCCGUUGCCGGAUCUGAACAUAUAUUUCGGUGACAAGAUAUAUCAUGAUGUGGUGCGUGUUCAAGCAUUGUGGAACUUCCCCUCACAUCCUUCGGCCCUAUCAUCGCAAAGCUCAGUUGCAACAAUACCAGCACGACCUGUAAGCUCGUCGUCAAGUCCGCCUGUUCACUGCACUGCAAACUUGCCGAUGCUGUGUUACAUUGGGAAGUACCAGCUUGCAUCAAUACGAAAGUGCAUCUUUCGGGUAGCUACCGGACCAGAUAACAACCCAAACAUCCCUGUCCAACGGCUGCAGCAACUUCGCGCCAAGCUUCUUAUUCCAGCGGAUGCUGAUAAAGAUGCGCACUUCGUCGGUAUCUUCUUGGCCAUGGCGCAGAGGCAUUUCUAUACGCCCCCGAUACGAACUUCGACAAGAGAAUCAUCUUUGGGACUACAAAAGCUUAAUUCUCGUCGGCCCGACUUUCAAGAUGUCAAGAUGAGAAUUUUGACGCAUGAUAAUGAGACCAGCGAGUUCUUGGUCUAUACGGGCCAUGUAACAGCUCAAUUUUUGGAUCGGUUUUUCGAUCCUUCUGGUGCCUAUUAUGACGAGGACGGCACGAUUGCGGGGAUGAAGGUUGAGUUUACCCGCGUUCCCAUCUGGCCCAUCCUGGGGCUGCGAGAACGACUAGGCAAAGCUUUGGGAGAGGAUAUUGUGGGGUCAUUUGAUUCAAAUCAAAUGGAGACGUGGGAGGAUGAUAGCUCUGGUUCUGGAUCCGAGUCGAGAUUUUCAGACUCAGGCGCUAGAGGCGCAAACAUCAAGCGGAAGCGGAGAACUCCGACAGCGUUUGAUGAAAACUUGGAUGAAGAAUCUGACGAAGACCAGCCCGCCAUGGGCGACAAGAAGCGGUGUCUGAGCGAGGAGAGAAAUCUUGUCGGCGUUGUGGUUUAAGGCAGAAAACAGCUGUAAUUGGUAAUGCAUGGACGUUGCCAUCGGGCGCUAAAGGCAGGGCUUACGACUAAAUGUAAUGUUUAGAUAGGAGGGGGCUAUAUAUACCAAGCCAAUUUGGCGCAGGGUUGAACCAGAGAGGUCUCUUAGACUGGAUUGGCGGUAUCUUGGGAGGACAGCAUUUGACUUUUACUCAAUCCGGUCUGCGGAUAUUACAGGCAGAUAUCCCACAUGGUCUGAAGGCUUCAGUUUCGGUGCCGAGAUUUCAAGAUGGUGGCAAGGCCAGACCAUCUCUUCAUCAGCAAGGCACUUGACGACUUUGUUUUGUAUUCUUUUUGACAAGAUAGGCAUGUAAUGAUAUCAUUGAUGAAUCGAUUAGAUUAGAUAUAACCAUGGAAAUGUUGAGCGAGUUCUAUGGCGCUGACACCGUUAUUUUAAAUGCAAUAUUCUGUUUA
Trichoderma asperellum CBS 433.97 is the source of this 2049-nucleotide messenger RNA. RefSeq lists its product as uncharacterized. Lineage: Eukaryota; Fungi; Ascomycota; Sordariomycetes; Hypocreales; Hypocreaceae. The record is from RefSeq and is a predicted model, not a curated record.